This is a messenger RNA of Eurytemora carolleeae, 2360 nucleotides long. RefSeq lists its product as uncharacterized. The transcript has 7 exons. The record is from RefSeq and is a predicted model, not a curated record. Lineage: Eukaryota; Metazoa; Arthropoda; Copepoda; Calanoida; Temoridae. The coding region runs from base 297 to 1289 and encodes 330 amino acids.
UCAACAAAACAACAACAGCUGCUGAGGCUGUAACUUUUCCAAAAACAGGAGAAAAAUAUGCAAGAAUUCUAGAUUUAACAACCAUCAUUUCAUGGGAAAAUCCAACUACCAUACCAACAACAAUAACAGAAGAGUCAAGUACACUUUCUCUCAUUGAUGAACUCAGACGUCAACUAAAAUCCAUUUCUUUAUCCUUACCCUUAAAAUCAACCACAACCACAACAACAUCCACAACAACAACAACAACCACAACAACAUCAACAACAACAUCAACAACAACACCCUUAAAAACAUCGAUGUACUAUACAAAAAGAGCUGAAGUGCAAGCUGCUCCCAGUAUGUACAGACUUGAUGAUCUGGAUGUUGGUGAAUCUAAAUCUGUAGCUGAUGUACUGCAACAGCAUAGAAAAACAACAACAAUGAUGUAUGGUGACAUGUCAACAACCUUGUCACCAGUCCAUCUACUGAGAACACCACGGAAUCUUGAAGAGGAUGAUUCUGGGUUGGAGAAGGAUUCUGUAGAUUCUGGAGUAGACGAUGUUUAUGUAGAUUCUGGGUUGCAGAGGGAUUCUGUAGAUUCUGGGGUAGACGAUGUUUAUGUAGAUUCUGAGUCAGCAGAGGGUUCUAUAGAGUAUGAUUUGACAACUGAAGAUGAUAGAUGGGGUUGGAAAAUUGAAGCUGAAACAACAACUUUACUCUCCAGCCCAGAGCGAGAGCCCAGGAUUAUAAAGCAGGAUGAUAAUUCAAAUAUUCUUCAAGAAACCCAGAAUGAGAAAGCAGAGGAUACGGACUUUGAUGACAACAGGAAGUGGGUCAUGGAAACAGUGACAAAGGAGGAGAAGGCUGAAAAGAACGAGGAGGAGGAGGAGGACGAGGACUAUGAAACCACCACAAUAGAUAUAUUCAACGGUCAAUACCAUGAGGUCAAUCCGGGACAGUACACAGAGCUACACCCGGGACAGUACAAAGAAGUGAAUCCUGGUCAGUACAAUGAAAUCAAUCCAGGGCAGUACACUGAACUGCAUCCAGGACAGUAUAGGGAGGAAGACAACUAUGAAGAUGAUCUAAAGGUUGAUGAUUUAACAGUUGAUUUUUCAAAUAAGGAUGAAACAAAGAUUUACAAUGUACAGGCUAAAGCUGGCGAUUUUAUUAUUGGAGAAGUCGGGACAAUUAGUUUAAACAGCGGACAGACACUUCAGGGUGUAAGAUACACAGCAGUUGAUGGUAUCUUGAAUCAGGGACAGAUUUCAGAUAUUUUACAGAAAUUCUUCGGCACACAGACAACAUGAUAAACAGCUGUCACAGUUGGUAUGCUAUAGCCACAGCUGUAACAGACAACAUGAUAAACAGCUUUCGCAGCAGGUAUGCUAGUCAAAGCUGUCAUAGCAGUAGCAGCGAGCUGUAGACUGUCUUGGUUAAACGCUGCCACCGCAAGCUGCUUAAAGGUGUCACUGUAUACUGCUUACAGCGGUCAGUGUCAGCUUAAUGGGAUGAUCCAGCUUUGGCUACUGGCCAGUUUCAGAUGUUACACAGCUGUCAUGGCUUUUCAGAUGUUAUGCAGCUGUCAUUUUGUCAGAUGUGUAGAAGCUGUCAUGGCUUGUCAAAUUUAUGCUGCUGUUAUCAGAGUAAACUAAGCAGUUCAUCAGCUGUCUCAUAGAUAUGUACAAAAAGCUAAACCAGCACUGUGCUCUCGGUUGCUAUUAGUGCCAAAGAUCUCGCUGAAUAUCAGCACAAAUUUUGUUCUUGUCAAAAUGAUGCAAGGAAACAUAUUUCUUUCUUAAAGAUUUAGGGACCAUUACAUUUAAUAGAUCAUGUGUUUUACAUUUAGAUAGAGGAAUUCAGUCUAAUUAAAUCAAGAUAAAGGAUAUCUGUCCUUAUAUCUUGAUGUAGGAUAUCUGUCCUUAUAUCUUGAUGUAGGAUAUCUUUCUUACAUCUUGAUGUAGGAUAUCUGUCCUUAUAUCUGAGGUAGGACAUCAGUCCAAAAAUCUAAAUGUAAGACAUAAGUCCUAUAAUCUAAAUGUAGAAAAUCUGUCCUUAUGACUAGAUAUAGGAAACCAGACCUAUUACCUAGAUGUAUAAAAAACCAGUCCUAUUUUCUAAGGUCUAGAUAGAGAAAAUCAUUCUUACUAUCUAAAUGUAGGAACUCAGUCCUAUCAUCUAAAUAUAGGAAAUCAGUCCUAUUCUAGAUUUAGGAAUUCAGUCCUAUUAUCUAGAUUUAGGAAAUCAGUUCUAUUUUUUAGAUAAAAGAAAAUCAGUCCUAAGAUCAAUAAGUUGGAAAUCAAUCCUUCUCUCUGCAGAUGUGGGAAAUCAGUCUGUAGAUUGGAUUAUGUCAUCACUGUAUCUUCACUCUAGGCUGUGAU